Macroventuria anomochaeta is the source of this 1675-nucleotide messenger RNA. Its product is annotated as ATPase, V1 complex, subunit H. The transcript has 3 exons. Gene Ontology annotation, molecular function: proton-transporting ATPase activity, rotational mechanism. Gene Ontology annotation, cellular component: vacuolar proton-transporting V-type ATPase, V1 domain; fungal-type vacuole membrane. Bases 79 to 1539 code for a protein of 486 amino acids. Gene Ontology annotation, biological process: proton transmembrane transport. The record is from RefSeq and is a predicted model, not a curated record. NCBI's taxonomy places the organism in Eukaryota, Fungi, Ascomycota, Dothideomycetes, Pleosporales, Didymellaceae.
CACAACAUCCCAUCUUCGACGCUCCUCCGCAGCCUCUUGACCGCAACAUUUGCUGCUCGCUCGAAGCAGACCUCCACAAUGUCGUCGCUAGACCCACCGACGUAUCUCACCUCGAUCCAAAACAACAUCCGUGCGCGGCCAAUAUCAUGGGAAGGCGCAGUGCGGGCCAAGACGAUCACAGACGAGGACCUUAAGAAGAUCAAGUCAAUUGACAAAGUGCGCAAGGAGCAGCGCAAGCAGACAAUUGAGUCCGAUGUCAACAGCUUCGUCACGCUACUUCUGGGUGGAGAUGGGUCGCAGAGCAUCUUCGAGGCCGCAGCGAAACGCCAGGACAUCAUCCACUACAUGCUGGUGCUGUUGGGAGAUAUUAUUGAUGACAUCCCUGCCCUCACCUCAGCUCUCAUCCAGCACCCAGCGCCGUACAAGCCCUUCUUGCCGCUAUUGAAGGCUUCAUCAAACAACGAAGAUCCCGUCCCCUUGCUUACAUCCUCGGUCCUUUCUGGUCUCAUCUCACACGCCGUUGUAACACCAUCGAAGGACACCACACAGCUUGACCAAGCUCUCCCACAGCUAUACACCUACCUCUCAACACUGGCGAAGGCAUCAGAUGCUGGGCUCCAGGAUAUUGCUGUACGAGAGUUUUCUGCAGUUCUUCGCAGCUCAAAGGCAAGGCAUUUAUUCUGGAAGCAAAGAAAGGAGACUCUCGAUCCAUUGUUCGACAUCUUGCGCUCAGCAGCAGGGUCGAGCAACGAUCGCGAUUCGACCUUGUACAGCGGUGGUAGCAUCCGUAGCGCUGGGGACAGUGGCCUGUCUGGUGGUGUAGGACUGCAGCUUCUCUAUCACGUUCUACUUGUUAUCUGGCAGCUCAGCUUUGAGGGUGAGCUUGUCGGCGAUGGCCUCCAAGAUGAACACGAUAUUGUCCUUCUGUAUACCGGCCUGUUGCGUAUUUCGCCCAAGGAGAAGACCACCCGCCUCCUUCUCUCGACCCUCGUCAACCUCCUCACCACCAACCGUCAAACACUGUUGCCUACCGCCACCCUGGCUCGUUUGCCAGCCUUGCUUAACAGCCUGAAGUCGCGCCACUUGACUGAUGAGGAUGCCCUUGAGGAUCUCAAGACUCUUACAGAGCUUCUCGAAGAGUACACCAAGACACAAACAACGUUCGACGAGUACGCUGCAGAGCUACAAUCCGGUCAUCUCCGCUGGUCUCCACCUCACCGCAACCCUACCUUCUGGCGCGAUAAUGCACGCCGCAUCCUGGAUGAGAGCAAGGGGGAGCUGCCGAGGAAGCUGGCUGAGAUCCUAUCCAAGAGCUGGGAGAAUGACAAGCAGGUGCUGGCCAUUGGAUGUAACGAUGUUGCAUGCUUGGUCAAGGAGGUGCCGGAAAAGAGGCAACAACUGGAGAAGCUGGGCUUGAAGGGCAGGGUCAUGGAGCUUAUGCAAGAGGCAGACGAGAGCGUAAGGUGGGAAAGCUUGAGGGCUGUUGGAGAGUGGCUCAGGUACAGCUUCGAGUCCAAGAGCGAGCUGGCUGUGAGAUAAGAUCAUCUCUUCUAUCGCUUUUGGCCCAUUUGUAGCGAUGUAGUGUUUUUCUGUCAGUAUACAUUUGCAAGGCUAAGUUGCGCUCUUAGCCUUAUAGACCGUCUUGCAUCACAAUAUACACACACUGACGAUCGAU